GAAAGCCUGUACAGUCAGGAACGGCUUCGUGCUCACUUCGCCGGCGUCCGUAACGACUCAUGAGAGUGAAGCUCACACAGAUCCGUUAAAGAUCAUAAAGAAGACCGUUUCCGAGCUGUUCUACCGAGAUGUUGUGCUUAAGCGGCCUGUCGGUGGCCCUGGCCCUCGCCCUGGUGCCUGGUUCGGCCGAAGCCCUGAAGGAAGGAGAGUGUGAAGUGUGUGCGACCUUCCUCGGAAAGUUUUAUCAGUCUCUGAAAGACAACAGCGUAAACUUCAACAGCGCAGACAUCGAGAAGGCCCUCACAAAGAUCUGCAGAGAUGCCAAAGGCAAAGAAAACCGCUUUUGUUACUACAUCGGGGCAACAAGUGACGCAGCCACCAAGAUGAUCAAUGAGGUGUCCAGACCUCUCAGCUACCACGUCCCUGUGGACAAGAUCUGUGAGAAACUCAAGAAGAAGGACAGUCAGAUCUGUGAGCUGAAAUAUGACAAACAGCUGGACCUGACCACAGUGGACCUGAAAAAACUCAAAGUGAAGGACCUGAAGAAGAUUCUGGAGGAGUGGGGCGAGUCCUGCAAAGGUUGUGCCGAAAAAUCUGACUUCAUCCGCAAAAUCACGGAACUCAUGCCCAAGUACGCCCCAGCGGCCGCCAGGGCACGGACAGAUCUGUGAUCAGCGACAGCACAAUUCAUUUCAUCACACACUUGGACUUGACUGGGAGCAGACUGCUAACCAAUAUGUCAGCAGGUGACAGGUGAGCCGGUUGUUUGCAGGAGGCUGCUGUUUGGACCAAACCUCCAAGAGAAGGAGCUCUGUCUUAAAACAAUACUCACAUGCCCACGUGUGCAUUAACAUUGCCAUCAGGCCCUCCUAGAUCCCUCCAUCAUGUGACCCACAUGUAGAAGAUCCAGCUUCACAGUGUGGUUGUCUUCCACUGGAGCUUUGUAUGAAAUUUUCUCUUUUUGUUACUAAUAAGCCUGCAGGAAGACAAUUCGUGAAGCUUGAGCUGAACAUUAGAGCACCUUUAAACGGAGAGUGAGGGCAAUGAGCAUUCAUCACUCACAUGAUAAUCACUUGAAGAAGAGCUCUCUUAAUGGGCAGUGUGAGGAAGAGUGAAUGAGUGUUGAAUUAAGACAGAGCGUGAAGCUGUCCUUCACAUCCAUCCUCCUGUAGAGACAUUCAGAUCUCCAACACUCUCCCCUUUUAACCACCGUGUUAGUCUUUUCCUAUCAGUUUACAGCCAGCAGUCGCUCCAGUUCCAGCCUGUCAAACUACCUGUUUACUGGUCUCAUUCAGGACACUUGAAGCUUCUUGCAGGACAGCAGUGGUCAGGAGUUAAACUUGGCAUUUAUGGCAGUGGCCAUGAGUCCUCCACACUGCAGUUUUAAACAGAAGCAGAAAGUAAUGAUCUCCUUGUGCCAGAAAACUGAUGAUCCUGCAUAAUAAGUGAAAAACAAGGACAUGGAGAGACUUGAUGGUGCAUACAAAACCUUUCCCACAUUUUGUUUCUUAUUCAAGUGGAUUCACUUCAUUUUGUUUUCUCACAAAGUCACUGACAAUGACGAAGCAAAAGGUUUUUGAAGUGUUAAUUUAUUCAAAAUAAAAGACUGAAAUAUCCCUUUUCCAGAGUCACUGUGUGCCUGAUUGAGUUCAGUGGCCAUCAUUAGUGAAGGCGCUCACUUGUCUGUGCCAGGGCCCUCAGGUGAGGUGCAAGACAGACCUGUGAAACACAUCUGGACAGUCAGGGACGAAGGCUUCGGUCAGACAGCUGACCGAGUCACCCUCCGCUCAGCAGGAGCGCCAGGACAGGUAAAAUCCCAUGGUCUGACGAAACCCAGGCUGGACCCAGCAGAACUCAACAGCUCAGUCAGGGUCUCUGCAUUCGGGUUGGAGAGACGGAGCUUUAAAAUGCACUGAAAACCUUUUGCUUUGGGUGUUGUUGAUGAGGUAAGGAACUCGUGACCAGGUGAGUCUGAAAGGUUUUGUAUGUGCUGUAGGUUAGACACAGGAAGGAGAGCAAGUAAGAUAUUUAUUUGAAAGAUUUACUUUCCUUUACUGUAUGUUAGUUUUGCCCCCCCUGCCCCUGCUGACAUUCAGACGCUUUCUGUGGCGCUGCUGUAGGUCUUGUGAACCCCACUUGAGCGCUCUAAGCAGCGCCGACUCACCUGCAGGAUCCCCCAGUCAGGAGCUGGGACACAUCCACAUCUGUGUCUCGAAUUCAGUAAGAACAUUUCAUGUUCUUUUCUUCUCACGCUGCAGUGGCAGGUGAAGCUGAACCUCCCCCCCCACCACCCUGGACUCUUUCAGAAGGGAUGGAUGUUUUAUUGUGUACCUGGAGAGACGUGAUAGAAGGUUUGUUAUGUGGGCAAUGGAAAAUUAAAAUACGCUGCUGUUUCACGCUGACCUUCGAGUGCAGCCCGGACGUUUGUUAUGACUGUACUGUUCUACCUUUUCAUUAAAAUAAGAGAAAAACUCA
This is a messenger RNA of Scatophagus argus, 2475 nucleotides long. It is a transcript of the gene manf, whose product is annotated as mesencephalic astrocyte-derived neurotrophic factor. Gene Ontology annotation, cellular component: endoplasmic reticulum. The coding region runs from base 129 to 671 and encodes 180 amino acids. The transcript is spliced from 5 exons. Lineage: Eukaryota; Metazoa; Chordata; Actinopteri; Scatophagidae. The record is from RefSeq and is a predicted model, not a curated record. Gene Ontology annotation, biological process: dopaminergic neuron differentiation; neuron projection development.